This is a messenger RNA of Stegastes partitus (bicolor damselfish), 8248 nucleotides long. It is a transcript of the gene mtor, whose product is annotated as mechanistic target of rapamycin kinase. The record is from RefSeq and is a predicted model, not a curated record. Gene Ontology annotation, molecular function: protein serine/threonine kinase activity; protein-containing complex binding; protein binding. NCBI's taxonomy places the organism in Eukaryota, Metazoa, Chordata, Actinopteri, Pomacentridae. Gene Ontology annotation, cellular component: TORC2 complex; TORC1 complex; cytoplasm. Gene Ontology annotation, biological process: TORC1 signaling; negative regulation of macroautophagy. Bases 139 to 7731 code for a protein of 2530 amino acids. The transcript has 58 exons.
ACACCACCCAUCAUCACAGAUACCUCAGCUAGCAAACCUGACGCUGUGCUAAGCAGGUAGCGGUACAAUGAGAGAUAUUCUGCAUGAGCCGAAUCGCAAAUAAAGUGUCCUAAAGAGGAAAAUAAACAAGUCGUCCAAAUGGUGAUCAUGUCAGGCACAGCCACUGUGCUGCAGCAGUUUGUCAGCGGGCUGAAGAGUCGAAAUGAAGACACCAGAGCAAAAUCUGCCAAAGAUCUGCAGCACUAUGUGACUACAGAGCUCAGAGAGUUGAGCCAAGAUGAAGCCACUACAUUUUACGAUGAGUUAAACCAUCACAUAUUUGAGCUGGUAUCUAGCUCUGAUGUGAAUGAGAAGAAAGGAGGGAUUCUCGCCAUAGUGAGCCUGAUUGGAGUAGAGGGAGGCAAUGCCACGAGGAUUAGCCGCUUCGCCAACUAUUUGCGCAACCUGCUGCCUUCCAGUGACCCUGUGGUCAUGGAGAUGGCCUCCAAAGCCAUGGGCCACCUGUCUAUGGCAGGGGACACCUUCACUGCUGAGUAUGUGGAGUUUGAGGUGAAGAGGGCCCUGGAGUGGUUGGGAGCCGACAGGAACGAAGGCCGACGCCAUGCUGCAGUGCUGGUGUUGAGGGAGCUAGCUGUGAGUGCGCCCACCUUCUUCUUUCAGCAAGUGCAGCCCUUCUUUGACAACAUUUUUUACGCCGUGUGGGACCCCAAGCAGGCCAUCCGAGAAGGCGCUGUGUCCGCCCUGCGUGCCUGCCUCAUCCUCACCACCCAGAGGGAGACCAAAGAAAUGCAGAAGCCACAGUGGUACAAACAAACCUUCGAGGAAGCAGAGAAAGGCUUUGAUGAGACUUUGGCCAAAGAGAAGGGGAUGAACCGCGACGACCGGGUCCACGGCGCUCUUCUCAUCCUGAACGAGCUGGUUCGCAUCAGCAGCAUGGAGGGCGAGCGUAUGCGUGAGGAGAUGGAGGAGAUCACGCAGCAGCAGCUGGUCCACGAUAAAUACUGCAAGGAGCUGAUGGGAUUCGGAACCAAGCCGCGCCACAUCACACCCUUCACCAGCUUCCAGUCGGUGCAGCCGCAGCAGUCCAACGCCCUCCUGGGCUUGUUGGGCUACAGCACGCCUCAGGGAUUCCUCAGCUUCGGGGCCACGCCGGUACCUGCCAAGAGCUCGCUGGUGGAGAGUCGAUACUGCCGGGAGCUGAUGGAGGACCGAUUCGACCAGGUGUGCCGUUGGGUGCUGAAAUACAGAACCAGCAAAAACCCUCUGAUCCAGAUGACCAUCCUCAACCUCCUUCCCCGACUGGCUGCCUUCCAUCCACAUACCUUCACAGACCAGUACUUGUCGGACACGAUGGGCUACCUGCUGGGCUGCCUGAAGAAGGAGAAAGAGAGAACGGCAGCUUUCCAGGCUCUGGGGCUGCUGGUGGUGGCUGUCAGGGCUGAAAUACAGCCGUACCUCUCCAAGAUCCUUGAGAUCAUCAAGGCUGCGCUGCCACCCAAGGACUUUGCACACAAGAGGCAGAAGACCAUGCAGGUAGAUGCCACGGUGUUCACCUGCAUUAGCAUGCUUUCCAGAGCAAUGGGUCCCAGCAUCCAGCCAGACAUCAAGGAGCUGCUGGAGCCCAUGCUGGCUGUUGGCCUCAGUCCUGCACUGACGGCUGUGCUGUACGACCUGAGCCGGCAAAUCCCCCAGCUGAAGAAGGACAUCCAGGACGGUUUGCUGAAGAUGCUCUCCUUGGUGUUAAUGCACAAGCCGCUGCGCCACCCCGGCAUGCCCAAAGGCCUGGCGCACCAGCUGGCCUCACCGAGCCUCACAAACAUUCCAGAGGCCAGUGACGUCGGCAGCAUCACUCUGGCCCUGCGUACGCUAGGAAGCUUUGAGUUUGAGGGACACUCCCUGACCCAGUUCGUACGCCACUGCGCCGAUCACUUUCUAAACAGCGAGCACAAGGAGAUCCGGAUGGAGGCAGCACGGACCUGCUCGCGCCUCCUCACUCCUUCCAUCCACCUGAUCAGCGGCCAUGUUGUCAGCCAGACCGCCGUACAGGUUGUCGCAGAUGUGCUCAGCAAGCUGCUCGUCGUUGGCAUCACCGAUCCAGAUCCAGAUAUCCGGUACUGCGUGCUGGCGUCCCUCGACGAGCGCUUCGAUGCUCACCUUGCCCAGGCUGAGAACUUGCAGGCGCUGUUUGUUGCGCUGAACGAUGAGGUGUUUGAGAUCAGGGAGCUCGCCAUCUGCACGAUUGGACGCCUUAGCAGCAUGAACCCCGCCUUUGUCAUGCCCUUCCUUCGCAAGAUGCUCAUCCAGAUCUUAACGGAGUUGGAGCACAGUGGUGUCGGUAGGAACAAAGAGCAGAGCGCUCGUAUGCUUGGUCACCUGGUCUCCAACGCCCCCCGCCUCAUACGGCCGUACAUGGAACCCAUCCUUAAGGCUUUGAUCCUCAAACUAAAAGACCCAGACCCCAACCCUGGAGUGGUUAUUAGUGUCCUUGCAACCAUUGGCGAGUUGGCUCAGGUGAGCGGCCUGGAGAUGAGGAAGUGGAUGGAUGAGCUUUUUCCAAUCAUCAUGGACAUGCUUCAGGACUCCUCGUCACUGGCCAAACGACAGGUGGCUCUGUGGACCCUGGGCCAGCAGGUGGCCAGCACGGGCUACGUUGUGGAGCCCUACCGCAAGUACCCAUCCCUUCUUGAGGUGCUGCUCAACUUCCUCAAGACUGAGCAAAACCAAGGCAUCAGGAGAGAGGCCAUACGGGUUCUCGGGCUUCUUGGAGCUCUGGAUCCCUACAAGCACAAGGUGAACAUCGGCAUGAUCGACCAGUCUCGGGACGCCUCCGCCGUCAGUCUGUCCGAGUCCAAGUCCAGCCAGGACUCCGCCGACUAUAGCACCAGUGAGAUGCUGGUGAACAUGGGCAACCUGCCCUUGGAUGAGUUUUACCCCGCUGUGGCUAUUGUCACUCUGAUGCGCAUUCUGAGAGACCCAUCACUCUCCAACCACCACACUAUGGUCGUCCAGGCCGUCACCUUCAUCUUCAAGUCUCUGGGCCUCAAGUGCGUCCAGUUCCUGCCGCAGGUCAUGCCCACUUUCCUCAACGUCAUCCGAGUCUGUGACGCCAGUAUCCGAGAGUUCCUGUUCCAGCAGAUGGGAAUGGUGGUUUGCUUUGUGAAGAUCCACAUCCGCCCCUACAUGGACGACAUCUUCACCCUCAUCAGAGAGUACUGGACACCGAACAACCCCAUGCAGAACACCAUCAUCCUCCUGAUUGAGCAGAUCGUGGUGGCGCUGGGUGGAGAGUUCAAGCUCUACCUGCCUCAGCUCAUCCCACACAUGCUGCGCGUCUUCAUGCACGACAACAGCACCGGGCGCAGCGUCACCAUCAAGCUGCUCAACGCCAUACAGCUGUUUGGUGCCAACCUCGACGACUACCUCCAUUUGUUGCUGCCUCCCAUCGUCAAACUGUUUGAUGCCCCUGAUGUGCCCCUGCAGGCCCGCAAGGUUGCCUUGGAGACACUUGACCGGCUGACAGAGUCCCUGGACUUCACAGACUAUGCUUCACGUAUAAUCCACCCAAUUGUCCGGACACUUGACAGCACGCCUGAGCUGCGUUCCACCUCUAUGGACACGCUGUCCUCGCUCGUGUUCCAGCUGGGCAAGAAGUACCAGAUCUUCAUCCCCAUGGUGAACAAAGUGAUGCUGAAGCACAGGAUCAACCACCAGCGUUACGACAUACUCAUAUGUCGCAUUGUUAAGGGCUACACUCUGGCAGAGGAGGAAGAGGACCCUCUCAUCUUCCAGCAUCGCCAGCGUAACCAAGGCGAUGCUCUCGUCAGCGGGCCAGUGGAGGCAGGACCUAUGAAGAAGCUCCAUGUCAGCACCACUGCACUUCAGAAGGCUUGGGGUGCUGCCAGGAAGGUGUCCAAAGACGACUGGCUGGAGUGGCUGAGGCGCUUGAGCGUCGUGCUGCUCAAAGAAUCGUCCUCCCCGGCCCUGCGAUCGUGCUGGUCACUGGCUCAGACCUACAUCCCUCUUGCCAGAGACCUGUUCAACGCAGCUUUUCUGUCUUGUUGGUCCGAGCUGAGCGAGGACCAGCAGGACGAGCUCAUCCGCAGCAUCGAGUUAGCGCUCACCUCCCAAGACAUCGCCGAGGUCACGCAGACGCUGCUCAACUUGGCGGAGUUCAUGGAGCACAGUGACAAGGGCCCUUUGCCUCUCAGAGAUGAUAAUGGCAUUGUGCUGCUUGGCGAGCGAGCUGCCAAAUGUCGUGCCUACGCCAAGGCCUUGCAUUACAAAGAGCUGGAGUUCCAGAAAGGCCCUUCUCCUCUCAUCCUGGAGUCUCUCAUCAGCAUCAACAAUAAACUGCAGCAGCCGGAAGCUGCAUCUGGAGUCCUGGAAUAUGCCAUGAAACACUUUGGUGAACUGGAAAUCCAAGCCACCUGGUAUGAAAAGCUUCACGAGUGGGAGGAUGCCCUGGUGGCGUAUGACAAGAAGAUCGACAUGAACAAAGAGGAUCCAGAACUCAUCCUGGGCAGGAUGCGCUGCUUGGAGGCCCUGGGAGAAUGGGGCCAGUUGCAUCAGCAGUGCUGUGAAGAAUGGACGCUGGUCAGCGAGGAAACCCAGGCCAAGAUGGCUCGUAUGGCUGCUGCUGCGGCCUGGGGUCUAGGACACUGGGACAGCAUGGAGGAGUACACGUGUAUGAUCCCUCGAGACACACAUGAUGGCGCGUUUUACAGAGCAGUGCUCGCGCUGCAUCAGGACCUCUUCUCAUUGGCCCAGCAGUGCAUUGAUAAAGCAAGAGACCUCCUGGAUGCCGAGCUGACGGCGAUGGCUGGAGAGAGCUACAGUCGGGCCUACGGGGCCAUGGUAUCCUGCCAGAUGCUGUCAGAGCUGGAGGAGGUCAUCCAGUAUAAGCUGGUGCCGGAGAGAAGGGACAUCAUCCGGGAGACGUGGUGGGAGAGGCUUCAGGGUUGUCAGCGUAUUGUCGAGGACUGGCAGAGGAUCCUGAUGGUCAGGUCGCUGGUCAUCAGCCCCCACGAGGACAUGAGGACUUGGCUGAAAUACGCCAGCCUUUGUGGCAAGAGCGGACGCCUGGCCCUGGCCCAUAAGACCCUGGUGCUGCUGCUGGGUGUUGACCCCUCCAAGCAGCUGGAUCACCCGCUGCCCACGACCCACCCACACGUCACAUACGCAUACAUGAAGUACAUGUGGAAGAGCGCCCGCAAGAUCGACGCCUUCCAGCACAUGCAGCAUUUCGUUCAAGGGGUGCAGCAACAAGCCCAACAUGCCAUCGCAGCCGAGGACCAUCAACGCAAGCAGGAGCUCCACAAACUGAUGGCGAGAUGCUUCUUGAAGCUGGGUGAAUGGCAGCUCAGUCUGCAGGGCAUCAACGAAAGCACCAUCCCCAAAGUCCUGCAGUAUUACAGCAACUCAACAGAGCAUGACCGCAACUGGUACAAGGCCUGGCACGCCUGGGCUGUGAUGAAUUUUGAGGCCGUGCUGCACUACAAGCACCAGAAUCAGGGGCGCGAUGAGAAGAAGAAGCUGCGACACGCCAGCGGUGCCAGCGCUAACAGCGAAGCCAGCAACAGCGACAGUGAGGUGGACAGCACCGAUCACAGUCCUGUGCCCUCACCUGGCCAGAAGAAGGUCAACGAGGUGAGAGCCACAGGAAAUCCGCAUUCACAGCCCUUUUCUCCCAGCAAGGACCUCUCCAAGACGCUGCUCCUGUACACGGUUCCUGCCGUUCAAGGCUUCUUCCGAUCCAUUUCACUGUCUCGAGGAAACAACCUGCAGGAUACGCUCAGGGUUUUGACUCUGUGGUUCGACUACGGUCACUGGCCUGAGGUGAAUGAAGCUCUGGUGGAGGGCAUCAAGACGAUUCAGAUAGACACCUGGCUACAGGUGAUCCCUCAGCUCAUCGCUCGAAUCGACACCCCCCGAGCCCUGGUGGGUCGUCUCAUCCACCAGCUGCUAACAGACAUCGGACGGUAUCAUCCCCAGGCUCUGAUCUACCCGCUGACUGUGGCCUCCAAGUCCACCACCACCGCCCGCCACAACGCUGCCAACAAGAUCCUGAAGAACAUGUGUGAACACUGCAACACUCUGGUUCAGCAGGCCAUGAUGGUGAGCGAGGAGCUUAUCCGAGUGGCCAUCUUGUGGCACGAGAUGUGGCACGAGGGCCUUGAAGAAGCUUCGCGUCUUUACUUUGGCGAGCGCAACGUCAAGGGCAUGUUUGCUGUGCUGGAACCGCUACACGCCAUGAUGGAAAGGGGACCACAGACCCUCAAAGAGACCUCCUUUAACCAGGCUUACGGCAGGGACUUGAUGGAGGCUCAGGACUGGUGCAGGAAGUACAUGCGCUCUGGAAAUGUGAAGGACCUGACCCAGGCCUGGGACCUCUAUUACCACGUGUUCAGACGCAUCUCCAAACAGCUGCCCCAGCUGACCUCCCUGGAGCUGCAGUACGUGUCUCCUAAGCUGCUGAUGUGUCGGGACCUGGAGCUCGCUGUGCCUGGCACCUACGACCCCAACCAGCCUAUCAUACGCAUCCAGUCCAUCGCCCCCUCCCUGCAGGUCAUCACCUCCAAGCAGCGCCCACGCAAGCUCACCAUCAUGGGUAGCAACGGCCACGAGUUCAUGUUCCUGUUGAAGGGCCACGAGGACCUGAGGCAGGACGAGAGAGUCAUGCAGCUGUUCGGUCUGGUCAACACGCUGCUGGCCAACGACCCCGCGUCCUUGCGCAAGAAUCUCAGCAUUCAGCGCUACGCGGUCAUCCCCCUGUCCACCAACUCAGGCCUGAUUGGCUGGGUGCCCCACUGUGACACCCUGCACGCCCUCAUCAGAGACUACAGAGAGAAGAAGAAGAUUUUGCUCAACAUUGAACAUCGCAUCAUGCUCAGGAUGGCCCCAGACUACGACCACCUGACGCUGAUGGAGAAGGUGGAGGUGUUUGAACACGCUGUGAACAACACGGCCGGAGACGACCUGGCCAAGCUCCUGUGGCUCAAGAGCCCCAGCUCUGAGGUGUGGUUCGACAGAAGGACCAACUACACCCGCUCCUUAGCUGUGAUGUCUAUGGUGGGCUACAUCCUGGGGUUGGGUGACAGGCAUCCAUCCAACUUGAUGUUGGACCGAUUAAGCGGCAAGAUCCUCCACAUUGACUUUGGAGAUUGUUUUGAGGUGGCCAUGACCAGAGAAAAGUUCCCUGAAAAGAUCCCGUUCCGACUGACGAGGAUGCUGACCAACGCAAUGGAGGUGACGGGCCUGGAUGGUAACUACAGGAUCACCUGCCACACGGUGAUGGAGGUGCUGAGGGAGCACAGGGACAGCGUCAUGGCCGUGCUGGAGGCCUUCGUCUACGACCCGUUGCUCAACUGGAGGCUCAUGGACACCAACACCAAAGGCAACAAGCGCUCACGCACCCGGACGGACUCGUACACCGCCGGACAGUCAGUGGAGGCCCUCGAGGGGAUAGACCUCGGAGAGACCACGCACAAGAAACCAGGGACCACGGUGCCUGAAUCCAUCCACUCCUUCAUUGGAGAUGGGUUGGUGCAGCCUGAGGCACUGAACAAGAAAGCUAUUCAGAUCAUCAACAGAGUCCGGGACAAACUUACUGGACGAGACUUUUCCCACGACGAGACGCUGGAUGUGCCAACACAAGUCGAGCUCCUCAUCAAGCAAGCCACGUCGCACGAAAACCUGUGCCAGUGUUACAUCGGAUGGUGUCCGUUCUGGUGAGGAGCGUUCUCGUUCAGCCGACGGACAAACUACGAAGGAACACUCAACUCAAAUCCACUGAAAAAAGUCCUGAAGCAGCAGCGCGGAGCCUUUGGAAAGUUGUUUUUGUUGUUUGUUUUUCUACUUUGCUGUUGUAGAGGUGUACCGUUGACCAGCGGCACGUCUGAAGCUUGUGAGAAAGAGUUUUUACCUGAUUACUAUAAUUUAACUAUAAUUGUGGUCAUUGCUUCAGAUGAUGACUUAAUUUUGUUUUGCAUCAUAAUCACUUGCUAAAAGCUUUCUACAGCGGCCAUAUUGUAAUAACUUAUGACAUUUCUUAUUACACGUGCACUGUAUGCUUCUUACAAUCCCACCCGUCUGUCCCAUCGUUGUGUAUUAAUGUGACAAACUUCCAUCAGAUCGUAAUGCCUUUUACUAACUGAAACAUUCUUCGAAGGAAACUCAGCCGAGCAGAUUUGAUUUGUAAUGAUCAUGAUGUACUGUAUGGGCAUUUGUGUGCCAUUAAAGCCUGUAAACA